This is a messenger RNA of Lodderomyces pseudojiufengensis, 858 nucleotides long. RefSeq names its product snoRNA-binding rRNA-processing protein (gene IMP4). The coding region runs from base 1 to 858 and encodes 285 amino acids. The transcript has a single exon. Gene Ontology annotation, biological process: rRNA processing. Gene Ontology annotation, cellular component: Mpp10 complex; small-subunit processome; nucleolus. NCBI's taxonomy places the organism in Eukaryota, Fungi, Ascomycota, Pichiomycetes, Serinales, Debaryomycetaceae. Gene Ontology annotation, molecular function: snoRNA binding; rRNA primary transcript binding. The record is from RefSeq and is a predicted model, not a curated record.
AUGAUCAGAAAACAAGCUAGAGAAAGAAGAGAAUAUCUAUAUAGAAAAGCUUUACAACUACAAGAGGCUAGUCUUACGGAAAAACGACAACAAUUAAAAUCAGCUUUAGCAUCAGGAAAACCAUUAUCAAAAGAAGUAGCAGAAGAUGAAAAAUUACAAAAAGAUUUCAUAUAUGAUCAAAGUAUUCAAGAAGAAAUUGAAAUAGAUGAUGAAUAUAGUGCAUUAUCAGGAAUAAAUGAUCCAAAAAUUUUAAUAACAACAUCAAGAAAUCCAAGUGUUAAAUUAUUACAAUUUUCAAAAGAAAUAAAUUUAAUGUUUCCAAAUAGUUUAAAAUUAAAUCGUGGUAAUUAUAUUAUAAAUGAUUUAGUUAAAACUUGUUCAAGAGUUUCAAUAUCUGAUUUAAUAAUAUUACAUGAACAUAGAGGUGUUCCAACAUCAAUAACAAUAAGUCAUUUCCCACAUGGUCCAUCAGCAAUUUUUACAUUACAUAAUGUUAAAUUAAGACAUGAUUUACCAAAUUUAGGUAAUAUAAGUGAAGCUUAUCCUCAUUUAAUAUUUGAAAAUUUUAAUACUAAAUUAGGUAAAAGAGUUGUUAAAAUUUUACAACAUUUAUUUCCACCAGGUGUUAAAAAAGAUAAUUCAAGAGUUAUAAGUUUUAUAAAUAAUGGUGAUUAUAUAAGUGUAAGACAUCAUAUAUAUGUUAAAACAAAAGAUGGAAUAGAAAUAAGUGAAAUUGGUCCAAGAUUUGAAAUGAAAUUAUAUGAAAUUAAAUUAGGUUUACCUGAUAAUAAAGAUGCUGAUAUUGAAUGGCAAGUAAGAAGAUUUAUACGUACAGCAAAUAGAAAAAAUUAUUUAUGA